AUGGCCAUGGAGCUUGGAUGGGACAAGGCACAGGUCGUCGAGAUCGACGCAUUCUCCUGUUCCGUUAAUUCACCUUGGAACUCCGCGCUAUGUCAUCAAGGCUUCGACCUCAAUCUUCGCCUGGAAAAAGUACUCUUCUCUGUUGUACCUUGCUCAAUCGCCUUGAUCUGGGGACUCUAUCGCCGUCGGCAGCUUCAGACUAGAGCAGUGGUCUCUCACGGACAUCUUCGCCCAGUGGCUAACUUGAUCAGCCUCAUCGUCCUAAGCUUCCUGAGACUAUUCAUCGCACCUACUUCAAUCGCCAUCGCACCUGUUGCUAUUGUUCUGAUCUCCGGCAUCGCCAGAUAUGCUGGGCGACGGAGCGGCGCGCGGACGGACCAAGGUUCGGGUCUUCUUACCCUCAAACAGGCCAGUUCAGACAGAUACGGCUUGGUCCUCUGGCAGGCUCUCACGGCAUUCCAAAUCGUCUCACUCAUGAGAGUUGCCAUUGAAACAGAGACUCAGAGUCAAUCUGGUAUUCAUCUUGCUUCAUGGAUCUUGUCAGUUACGACGAGUGUUCUCUUCACAUUGCUAUCAGAGCGAGAGCACAGCAGAUCCUUGGCUCCAUCAGCCCUCCUCCAACUCUUCCUCCUGACCACAAUAUUCCUCGACGCAGCUCGCGUCAUCCUCAAGGUACUCCUUCUCGCAGCCGAGUCUGUGUCAAAACCCGCUGUUAUCGCGAUCCCAGCUCGUCGGACCUCUAGAGAGGAGACAUCAGGUAUUUUUGGCAAGAGCUUCGGGACCUGGGUCGAUCCGCUGCUACGCCUAGGGUGGCAGAAGAAUCUUGUAGCAGAAGAUCUCGAUCCUGUUGACGAAGCUCUUGAUGGAGAAGCGGUGCUUAAGCGGCUCUCUUCGGCGUGGAAGAACGUCAACCAGAACAAGAACCACGCUCUAGCCAUGACGGUUCUGAAGGAGUUCCGGGCCGAGCUCUUCUUCAUUCACGUCCCGCGCGUCGGCAUGGUGGCCUUCGGCCUGACACAACCCCUUCUCGUCCAAACUACAAUCUCGUACAUCCAAAAUCCCAUUGACAAGCCCAUCAGCUACGGCCAGGCCCUUGUCGUCGCAUUCGCCAUCACAUACCUCGGACUAGCUGUACGUUUCACUUGGCAAGAUUUCCGAACCUUCACAAAAUGGUCAGGCCAACUCACCCAUCGCCUCAUCACCCGCAUCCGCGGCGCCCUCAUCGCCAUAAUCUACCAGAACAUGCUCACUCUCCGCGCGGAGACGGGUAACUCGCAGGCAGCGGUCGCGCUGAUGAGCACCGAGGUCGAGCGCAUCACCGUAGCUGCUCAGUGGUGCGUCGCCAUCGUCCCUAAUCUUAUCCAGCUCGGGUUCGCCAUGUGGAUUAUGAGCGAGCAGCUUGGGGCUGUCAGCGUUGCUCCGAUCAUCAUUGCGCUUCUCAGUGUGUCGGCCGGCAUCAGAACGGGGCAGUUGAUCCCGCCUCGCCAACGGAGGUGGAUGCUGGCGAUCCAGAAGCGGGUUGGCAUCACCACAGAAAUCAUUGGCUCGGUCAAGGGCGUCAAGAUGAGCGGCCUGACUAGCACAGUCCAGGACCAGCUCGACGAGUCCAAGAAGUUCAGGAGAGUACAGAUUCUCAAUGUGCUUAUCGGACAAUUCCCAUCAAUAAUGACUCCGUCCAUCACCUUCGCCGCCUUCGGCAUCAUCUCAAAGUUGUCCGGUGGCCAGCCGCUCAACGUGGUUCAGGCUUUCACAUCCCUCAGUCUCCUCGGCAUACUGAUAAAUCCCGUCUCCGAGCUCGUCAUGAUCCCCAAUAACCUCGGAGCCGCCAUCGGGUGCCUUGACAGGAUCCAAGAGUACCUCGUCAAAGAGAAGCGGGAAGAUUACCGCCUUGUCAAAUCAAAGACAGCUCCGGACCCCGCCGUGCCGCGAAGCAAUGGAAUUCGCGAGCCGCCGCAAAGUGACAGCCAGCCCCGACCGCUGAUCAAAGUCUCGAAGGGUUCCUUCGGCUGGCGCAAAGACCAGGCCAUUCUCAAGUCCCUGGACCUCGAGAUCCACCCAGGGAGCCUUACAAUCCUCGUCGGACCCGUCGGCUCCGGCAAAUCUACCCUGCUCAAGUCCCUCGUGGGGGAGACGUACCGCAUCUUGGGGUCGGUAGAGUACACAAGCUCAACAGACGUGGCAUACUGCGAUCAGGACCCCUGGAUCCUGAACCAAAGCAUCAAGGAGAACAUCAUUGGCGGCGUCGCUACGCAAGACACGUCCGACUUUUACGACAAGGUUAUCCAGGCCUGUCAGUUAGAAGAAGAUCUCAAUCUCCUCUUGGAAGGCGACGAGAGUAUAGUCGGAAGCUCGGGUUCGGCUCUUAGUGGUGGCCAGAAGCAUCGGAUUGCGCUUGCUAGAGCCGUCUAUAGCGGAAAGCAAAUCACCAUCAUGGAUGAUAACCUGAAAGGCCUCGACUCUAAGACGGCUUCGAAAUGCUUCCAUGCGCUCUUUGGGAACGAUGGACUCUUACCCCAAUGGCUCCGAUCCGCGGACAAUAUUAUUUCCCUCGGUAGUGGCAGGACCAUCUCGGAGACAGGCUUGUAUGAAGACCUCUGCGAGACUGGAGGCUACGUCAGCACUCUGAAAGUCACCCAGAAGAACGACCACCAAGAUGGCGACACAGCGGAAGUAGAAGAGAUUCAAAAGAGUGCCGACAAGAAGGACAAGGCUGCCGCAAUCCAGAAGCCAGAUGACUCGGCCAAGGCUAAAACCCGCGGCGCUACGAACACGAGUUCACUCCUGUACUACAUCAAGUCAAUGGGAAUCACACCCUUUGGGCUUUUUGUAGCCAUGGUAAUUUUUCAGACUAUCUGCAGAAUCAUGCAACGCCUCUGGGUCAAGUUUUGGGUCGCUGCCGACGAGGAUGGAGGACAAGAGAACCUGGAUAUGUGGGUGGGCGUCUACAUCCUCUGGGGUGUCUUGACGGAGUUGGCCCUUGCCGUCGAAUGCUACUACUUCCUCGUUGUAAUUGUUCCUCACUCGGCAAAGGGGCUUCAUUUCAGCGUCCUCAGAUCUGCUCUCUCCGCGCCCCUGUCUUUCUUCGUCAAGACAGACACAGGUAUCAUUAUCAACCGCUUUAGCCAGGACAUGAACCUCGUCGAUCUUCCCCUCCCCCUCGCCUUCAUGCUAAUCUUCGACAACCUCACCCUCGCAAUAGCAGACAUAACCCUAACAACCCUCGCCACGCCUACCCUAUCCCUAUCCGUCCCCUUCCUAAUCCUCCUCCUCUACCUUCUGCAACGAAUCUACCUCCAAACAUCCCGCCAAAUCCGCCUCCUCGACCUCGAGACAAAAUCCCCUCUCUUCUCCCACUUCAUCGCCUCCGCCACCGGCCUAGUCACCAUCCGCGCCCUCGGGCCCAGCUGGACAUCCCGCGUGCAAUCCCAGAGCCUGCAACGGCUAGAUCUCUCCCAGAGGGCGUUUUACGCAAUGGGCAGUUUGCAGAAGUGGCUCUUACUGGUGCUGAAUCUUGUUGUCGCUGCGUUGGCGGUGCUGCUUGUUGCGUCUGCUAUUAUGCUGAGGGAUCGCGUUGACCCCGGGCUGCUUGGUGUGGCGCUCUUGGAGACUAGCCUUGGGGCCGUGGCGAGGAUUAGGGAGUUUGGGGCGGAGACACCUUCGGAGGAGAACAAAGACAAUGACGGCGUGGACAUUCGCAGUGUGCCCGUCACACGGCUCCGAGAAUCUCUCGUUGCGCUGCCACAGGAUCCGCUCUUCCUGCCUGGGACUGUCCGUCGCAACCUGGACCCUUUUGAGUCUUGCAAAGGUGAUGCCGACAUCUGGGACGCGUUGGAGAAGACUGGACUAAAGGCUCUAUUCGAAGAUAAGGGCGGUCUCGAGGCUAAUCUCAACACUGACUGGUUGAGCGCGGGACAGAGGCAGCUGUUCUGCAUGGCGAGGGCCAUUUUGAGGGAUAGUCGUGUCUUGCUGCUUGAUGAGGCGACAAGCAGUCUGGACCAAGCCACGGAACAGGUCGUGCAAGACCUCAUCGGCAGCGAGUUCCAAGGCUGGACAAUCAUCGUUAUCGCUCAUCGGCUACGGGCCAUCGUGGACUUUGACAAGGUUGUGACGCUCCAGGACGGGAAGGUUGUGGAGUUCGAUAGUCCCAAGAAGCUGCUUGAGAAUGGCGGCAUCUUUGCCGCUAUGUGGAAGCUGCAAGAAGGUUGA
Molecule: messenger RNA, 4206 nt
Organism: Colletotrichum phormii
Lineage: Eukaryota; Fungi; Ascomycota; Sordariomycetes; Glomerellales; Glomerellaceae
Product: ABC transporter
Exons: 18
Coding region: 1-4206 (1401 amino acids)
Biological process (GO): transmembrane transport
Cellular component (GO): membrane
Molecular function (GO): ABC-type transporter activity; ATP hydrolysis activity; ATP binding
Source: RefSeq, a predicted model, not a curated record